GACUUCCGCUGGUCUAUGCAGACGGAGUAUCAAUGGAACCUUCUUAUCAUUAGAGUUUCGCAACCUAGCUCUCAAAUACUUGCUCUGCCUUACUCGCGAUGACGCAAUCUCGUCGAAUAUGAUUAGUAGGGGAAAAAAACAGUGAAAGUGCGCGUGACGUAACAAAAUUAUCGCGCGCAAAACACAGGGCGAUUUAGAAUGAAGUCGAGCGCUAGCGAUCCUUGGCGCGGAACCCGUGCGGAAACAACGGUCGACAACGACGACUCGCCCAGCGAUCGUUUCGAAGAUUCCUUCUUGGACGAGAACACCACUCAUCGUCGGCUGUCCGACUCGGAGCAGUAUCUGCAGAAGCUGUACUCCAGAUUGAAAGUCCUUCAGGGAGGUAACACGAGGAAGGAUCUCGUGGCGUCGCUGUCAGUGGCGAAGGAGGAUUGCAUUGCGCGUUUAAUCACCUCCUCAGGCAACAAUCCUCAGUCUGAGGAAGAAGCCGAGUUGGCGUCGAAUCCUCUGAUACGACACGUGGCCCCUCAUCUACAGGCUUUAACAGCCAGCGAGUUAGUUCAUCUUCUGAAAGCAGACGUACUUCAAGUGACCACACAGGCUGAUCGAGAGCAAAAUACUGCAGAGGAAUUACAAACGAGCCAGCCGUUAACGGAACCCAGAGUGGAGCAUAAUAAUUAGUUUCCAUUA
Molecule: messenger RNA, 690 nt
Organism: Vollenhovia emeryi
Lineage: Eukaryota; Metazoa; Arthropoda; Insecta; Hymenoptera; Formicidae
Exons: 3
Coding region: 199-681 (160 amino acids)
Biological process (GO): cilium organization
Source: RefSeq, a predicted model, not a curated record